AGUGCGCGGCGGGGACGCGGCGGGUGCGGGUCCCGCUCGCUCCCGCUGCCGCCUGUGUCCGUCCCCCCCACCCGCCCAGGCCCCGCGAUGUCGGAGAAGGAGAACGUGAACCCCGCCAUGGCCGAGGCCAGGCCGCUGCUCCCCCGGCGGGUGCCGUGUAAGGACGUGGAGGAGGCCGAGGCCCUGCCCGAAGCGGGGCAGGACCCGCUGGAGGCCGGUGCGGAGCCAGCCCCAGUGCCCCAGCCGUGAGUGGGGGGACUGGGGGUGCUAUGCGGGGGGCUUGUGAGCCUUUAGGUGGCGUGAGGGGCAUCCUUGAGUGAAUAAAGGAAGAUCUUCUCAAUGGAUGACUUCGAGGUGGGGCGGCCCCUAGGACGGGGCAAGUUUGGGCGCGUGUACCUGGCGCGGGAGCGGAGCUCCAAGGUGCUGGUGGCCCUCAAGGUGCUCUUCAAGUCCCAGCUCGAGAAGGAGGGGCUGGAGCAUCAGCUCCGCCGCGAGAUCGAGAUCCAGGCGCACCUCCGGCACCCCAACAUCCUGCGUCUCUACAACUACUUCCACGACGAGCGCCGCGUAUUCCUCAUCCUCGAGUUCGCGCCACGGGGGGAGCUCUACAAGGAGCUGCAGCGCUGCGGCCGCUUCGACGCCCCCCGCACAGCCACGCUGGUGGAGGAGCUGGCGGAUGCGCUGCAGUACUGCCACAGCAAACGUGUCAUCCACCGGGACAUCAAACCCGAGAACCUGCUCCUCGGCUUCCUCGGCGAGCUCAAGAUCGCUGACUUCGGGUGGUCCGUGCACACCCCCUCGCUCCGGCGGCGCACGCUGUGCGGGACCCUGGACUAUCUGCCCCCCGAGAUGGUGGAGGGGAGGGCACACGAUGAGAAGGUGGAUCUGUGGUGCCUGGGGGUGCUGUGCUUCGAGCUGCUCGUGGGGGCCCCCCCCUUCGAGAGCCCCUGCGUGGCCGAGACCUACCGCCGCAUCACCAAGGUGGACCUGCGCUUCCCGCCCGUGGUGCCAGAGGGCGCCCGCGACCUGAUCACGCGGCUGCUGCGCUACAGCCCCCCCCAGCGGCUGCCGCUGGCGCAGGUGCUGCAGCACCCCUGGGUGCGGGACAACUCCCGCCGCGUCCUGCCCCCCGGCUACGGGCCCCCGCAGCGCCCCACGGCGCCCCAGAGAGACCCGCAGUGACCCCCUGCGCCCCCCGCCUCGCGGUGACCCCCAAUAAAGCUGUUGUUGUUGUUGUUUUUAUACA
Messenger RNA from Strigops habroptila (Kakapo), 1246 nucleotides. Its product is annotated as aurora kinase C-like. Gene Ontology annotation, biological process: regulation of cytokinesis; protein phosphorylation; mitotic spindle organization. The transcript has 8 exons. The record is from RefSeq and is a predicted model, not a curated record. Gene Ontology annotation, molecular function: ATP binding; protein kinase activity. Gene Ontology annotation, cellular component: chromosome passenger complex; spindle microtubule; spindle midzone. Bases 340 to 1182 code for a protein of 280 amino acids. Lineage: Eukaryota; Metazoa; Chordata; Aves; Psittaciformes; Psittacidae.